Messenger RNA from Crotalus tigris (Tiger rattlesnake), 2621 nucleotides. Its product is annotated as cilia- and flagella-associated protein 77-like. The transcript has a single exon. The record is from RefSeq and is a predicted model, not a curated record. Lineage: Eukaryota; Metazoa; Chordata; Lepidosauria; Squamata; Viperidae. Bases 1673 to 2503 code for a protein of 276 amino acids.
GGAUGGCCUUUGGCCACCCCCCGAAUAUUUGCGCUACAAUUCGGCGGGGGAGGUGGGUGGAAGAAGUGGGAAAGGGCGAGAGGGAAAAAGAGCUUAUGAUUUCAGAAGCUUCCUUCCAGGGUUUUUUUUUUUUUUAAGGUUUUCUUUUUUAAAUGAAGCAUGUACAAGCAUAGCGUAAAUCAUGUUGACUUACUUUAAACGAUUGCUCGAUCAAGGAAAGGAGGAAGAGAGGGGAAAUUUAAUUUUAGAAAUAGUUUACUAGGUUUUUGCCUUCCUCUCCAUAGUACAUCAGGGUCUUAAACAGCCUUUCUUGAAAUAAGCUCAAUUGAUUUCUGCAGGAGGUGCUUCUUAUUAAAUGAGUUCACAACAAUUGCAGCUCUGGAGCCCUGCUACCUCGAAGCCUGCAAGAUUUUUUGGGGUGGGGAGCCAAAUGGCAGUUUAUAAGGAUGAAAGAAUUUUGGAUCGAGAAAACGGUGCUGGAAAAACAGUUUUAAAGCCCUCCCCUUUACAUUGCUAUGGCAUUGAUCCAGUAAAAGAGGUGUAGAUGCUUUUAGGAUAAAGUACUCUUGUCACUGGCUUUCUAUGAUUCUUGUAAAUAAUCCCUUAAAAAUCUUAUAUAGUGAAGAAAUGCUUUAUAAAAAAAACCCCUCCCCCCCUAAAGCAGAGGUUUUAGGAUUUGUUUUCAUAUCUGCAGAGCUUUCCAUUUCCUUAAUAUUGAAACAUGCAUUAAAUAUGCUAUUUGAAUUGAAGAACAAAAUGUAGUCAAGCAGAAAAUUGUAUAUGCUGAUUUCCUUUUUUUCCCUGGACUUCAGAUCUUAUAGGGCAUAUUUGACUUGGAAGCAUAUGGUUUAAAAAACUGAAAUGGUUUUUAAGGUGUCAUAUUUAUGCUAUUACAAUUAAUUAUUUUAUAACUGUAUACUGGAUUUCAAAAACUAGAUUGCUUAAAUCAUUAACAUGAACAUUUAUAGAUAUUUUUUAUUCACAUUUGUAUUUCUAUUUUAUUGGUGUCUGAUUUAAUUUGCUCUCAAUAGCUUUAAUUCAAAUCAUUGUUUCUUAAUAUGGUGCCCUCAGCUGAGUUCUUGAAGACUGUUUGAGGGGUAAUGCUGGUUUAGGUGAUCCAAGAGUCUGAUCUAUUCAGCUUUUUUUAAAUCAACAAAGUGGAGGAAAAUGUAGACAACAUAAUAGGACUAUAGUUAUAAAUCCCUUCUAUCCGAUGGGCUUUCAGAUAUUUGAGAUACAUAGAGUAUACUAUAUAUAUUUGAAGCCAGUGGGCAUUAGCACUGACUAUGGAGUUUACCUGUGCAAAAGUUAGAAGGUAUAAAAAAAAUCUAGAGACAAAGGAUCCUUUCCCCCAGAAACAGAAUUAAUAAAUCUUUUUUUUUAAUGAACAUGAAAUAAAAUGGCUUCCUGUGGUUCUUUAGCUUGAUUAUGGGCUCCCUUCCACUCUCUAAGGUUUAUAUGAGAUGUGUUAUUUUUACUGGCUAACAGACAUGUGUUAUUUUUACUUAGAAGUUAUGAAUCAGGCUUGAUGACAUGGUAAAUUGCAAACAAUAACUUUUGCAUAGUUUAUGAUGUCACACUUCAUGCUAUACUCAGCUAUAGACACUUGGAUCAAAUAUUUGUGAAGACAGAUCUGAAAGCAGAAGCAUCAAUUUUACUGUGGUGAUCAGCAAUGAGUACAUUUGUGAAAAGGUACCUUGAGAAAUUACACAAGAGGGCUAGUGUUAGUGACAUUUGUCCACCACCGCUUUUGCCACUGACCAAAGCUAAUAUUCAACCAGGGACAGAAAAUGAAAGAAUUGGGCUUGUCAGAGAUAGCAUGUUCCAGAACCCCCUUAUCUUAAAGCCAGAGCUAGGAAGGACCCGCAGAAGGUGCGCAAAGAUUCCAGGAGCCAAUUUUGUAUAUGGCCUAAGUGUGCGUGGGAUUGAUGGAGGAGUCCCUGAAGCCAUAGGGCACUGGCAGGUUAUGCCACCUCGUGUUAUCAAAAGGAAAGAAAUACCCAAAGAUUUUAUUCACAUGCAUAGUAAGGGAAUUAAGGCUGGUCUUUUCACUGCAAAAGAACACCAUCUAUAUUGUCAGCACCAUGAGCUUCACUGCAAAACGACUGCUGCCAAAACCUUCCCCAAAGCUGCACUUCGUCUUCCCGAUGCUAUGACAUAUGGGAAGCCAUAUCCUCCUCCUACACCCAUAACAGAGAUCCUUCAACAUAAGUUUGGUGACCAGUGGCUGCAAGAGCGUCGGAAAGCUGACAUGCACCGUAAGCAGAAGAAACAUUUGAAAAAACGAGAGAAAACACACGAGACCCGCAUGACAAUGUUGAAUAAAUAUCAAAUCCCUAUGAAGGUAGAUUCACAAUGGCACAUGCCAAAAUUUCAGAAGAUUGCUCGCCAUCUUGACACCUUCCCAAGUCAAGAAGAUAGACUGAAUGCCAUGAAAGCACAGCAAAUUGAAGCACCAGUCCGACGUGGCCUGUUUGGUCGGGGCAUUUAUACGCAUAUAUAGGGCUCAGCUUUAUAAAGAAACAAACGACUUAAUAUACUUCAGUAUGAGCUCUGUGCUGUGAUAAAAAGUUUGAUGGAACCUGCCAUAAGUAGCAUUAAAAUGAAGCUCCCUGUGAAAA